AUGGGCACAAUUCAACACCAUCGCAGGUUCGCUUCUCCUCCUUCGCCAGAAUAAAAAAAAUUCAAUAUUUAUUUCUGAAUUUUUAUGAAAUCAUUUGAAUUCAAGAAACUACUCAGAACUUGUUCCUGAGCUUCUAGGUAAAAAUUUGCGCGUAUGACGUUUUAUUGGAAUGGUUUCUUCUGGUAUACGUCAUGUUAGAGUGCCAAUAGGGCAUUUUUAUAGCCUUUUUGUUCAAUUCAAAGGGUGAAAUUUUUUCGAACUUGCCUUUUCAGACCUUCUAGACUUUCUGUUUUGGCGCAAUUGUUUAAUUUUUCUUAGGAUCUAUAUUUCGAUAUUAUACAUGGAAACGUUUUUUUUAUUUCGGACGUUUUUUUUUUAUUUCGCAUCAUCGUUUUUCAGUUUUAUGGCGUGUUCAUCGGAAACGGAAGCAUGUUCCGUUUCUCCGAUGAACACGCCAUUCAAAAAUUGCGUAGGACAUAUCUUCUCUAAAUUUUAAUUCUCAAAUUUCUCUUUUAUUAAAUUACACUCUUCACUCUUCUCUCACAGUGGGAAAAUUUGAUCAUUAACGAGCAAAUUUUAAGACUGGUCGUUUUUUUUUCAACUUAAGAACGAAUAUUCAAAACUCUCUUGUGAUUACAGAUCUUCCUCAAAAUGGGUUCCUCCUUCAGCUCCAUUACACAAUCCUAUUUCCAUUUUUCGCGGCAGAAGCUCUCGACAGACGGGGUAAAAUCUUACCUUCUUGUUUUCUUUAGUCGACGUUUUAUACGCCAAUUUUUUUGUUGGAAAAUUUUAAUUUAAUGUUAUUGAAACAAAUUAUUUUUUUUUCAAUUGAUGCAAACUAAUAUUUAAAAAAACUCGCUGAAUAUUUCAUGAAAAGUCAAUAAUUUCGCAGAUCUCGAGUAGUACAGCCCAAUCAUAUGUUCGAAGCGCCACGCUAUGAACUGAACAAUUACCGAAAUUUUUCCAACAACGCUAUUUCAACGACAAAGUACUCAUUGCUGACGUUUGUCCCGCUCAACAUCUUCCAUCAAAUAACCACUAAAUAUGCGAAUAUGUACUUCGUCCUGAUAGCGAGUGAGUGGCAAAAGUUAAGGUACAAUUUCAAUUAGCAUUUAUAGUUCUCAACUGGAUUCCUUUUUUCAACGCCUAUACGAAGUAUCUCGGAUUGAUACCUAUUAGUUUUGUGUUAGGGACAACAUUAAUCAAGGUAUAUCAUCUCAAUUAAAAGUCAAAUAGCAAACAAAAGGACGGAGUCGAAGACUUGCGUCGGUGGAAGUUUGACAACAAAGUGAACAAGAAAAGCUGCCACGUUUGGGACAGGUAAAAUUUUUAAUGUAUUUUUCUUUUAAUGAGAUCUUAAGAGAGCGCGGGACAUACAGAAAAAUGGAGUGGCAGCACAUUCUCGUUGGCGAUUUCGUUCACAUUUCCAACGAGCACGACGUGCCAGCCGACAUUCUCUUCUUGAGGUACUUUUUUGAUCUCUUACACCAGAGUUACUCUCACUCGGACUCUUAGCGCUCAAGAUCUUUAGGCCAUUUUUUUUUAAAUUUUAGGGUCUGAGCUGAAAAUUUAACGAUGCGAUGAGAGUAAAAGCGACCAAUACAUAAGAAUUUAUCUUUUAAAAAGACGAAUUAUAGGUGGUGUAAAAAGACCAGCAAAAAAAUUCGAACGGCGACUUUUUCGAUUUUUUUCGUAUCGCUAGGGAAUUUUUUUCGACGGCCACCUUUCGCCGAAAAAUUUUUCCCGACUUUUUUUCCCCUUAUGUUUUCGAUUUAUAAAACAUCUAUUAACAUUUUUUUCCUAUUUCUUCGUGUUUUUAAUCAUGAAUAAACUACCUACUUUAUAUAGAAAGAUUCAAAACGUAAAUUUCAUCGAGAAAAAAAGUUGGGAAAAGAUUCGGCGGAAAAGUGGCUGUCGGAAGUUUCCUAGCGAUAUGAAAAAAUUGGAAAAGUCGCCAUUUGAGUUUUCGCUGGUCUUUUCUUCAUACCACCGAGUUUUAUCAAACAAACUUGAUGGAACAAGGCUUGCUGGCGCUGGCUAAAAAUUAUUUUUUUUCAAACACUUUCUCUCUAUUAUUGUUUCAAUUUUAAUUUAAAAGCCAAAUCCGCUCACUUUUUUAUACGAAAAACUCCUUUUCAAUAAAGUUAUUGCCGUGUUUAAAAAGUUUCCGUAUAAUGCAACAAUUUUCUAUUUGGAAUUCCGCGGAAUCACUUUGAACACGGCAUAUAUAUGUAGCCAAUUAACGGCCAGCUUGUGGUGGUAAGAGGGCGUGGCCUGUCUGCGCUCCACCAGCCAGACACUAUCUAGUUUAUUGUCGUGUCAGGACAGGACCCUUUUUCGAUGGCUCAAGCCAGCUGUAGAGCCCAAAAAUCUCGUUCGGUAUUUGCAAAAUUUCAAUAUACAGUGUGCUAUCACGAUUGUACCAAAUCGGUGUGCUCUCUGUUCUUUUACAAAACAUAUAACAGGUCAUCGAAUGAAAGUGGAACUUGCUACGUGGAGACGAGCAACUUGGACGGCGAAUCCGCUUUGAAACAACGCUGCGUCCCAGCAAAAGUAAUACAAUAUUCGGCGGUAAGCCCUCCUUGUUGAAGGUGUUCGAAAGUAUUUUUUGUUUCAAGGAAGACUCAAAUUUCAAACCGACCGAGUUCAGUGGAGUUGUGACAAGCGAGAAGCCAGACAAGAACAUCUACACGAUUCGCGCCAAAGUAGAAUAUGAACCUGGUCUGUUCUUUUUUAAUUGCCAAGUUUUUUUUUUCCUGAACUGCAAUUUUCAGGCCAGAGCGAUGUUAUUCUUAAAGAUAACAUGUUGCUCCGCGGAAGUCGAGUUAAAAAUACGACUUUUGUUGAAGGAAUUGUCGUAUACGCUGGUCAGUUCUUCUCAAAACUAUAGAUAAGGACCGCAACCUAACUUUGAAAAAAAGUAUUUGAACUGAAACUAUGGUUCGGUGGCUGCUUCAAUUCACUAUCUACAACAGUUUAGUUUUCAGAAAGAGGUUGAGAAAAAAAGCGAUAUGAUCAAAAUUGUCUCUCUGACGAUAAGGCUGUUUACAUGUUACAUGUUAGAUUUUAGAACUCAUUCCGACUCACUUUUAACACGACAUAAUGUUUUUUUUCUGUUUGUAUUGAAUUUUCCUCUUAUUCAUCAAUUUUUUAAGUUUUCUUUUUGAGGACACGAGACGAAGGUGAUGAUGAACAACGGACGAGCUCCACGAAAAGUUUCUGGAAUUGAGCGUCUAACUAAUCGGUUUGAUUUAUUGGAGAAAAGCUAAUUUUUUGCAUGCUCUUUUGUUCAAUUUCAGUUUCAUUAUCAUCUGCUUCAUUUUGUUGCUUGGUAUGGUGACGGCGGGUGCCAUUUCCUCUGCUUUUUGGGUGGCAAACCACGAUCCCGACAAGGUUACUUGAACCUCCCGAUCACUUCAUAAAUUUCAUUCUUAGGUGCCUUUCAUCGUUUGGAACAUUCCCAAGCCGGUCAUCGAAGGCUUUAUAAAUGUCGGCUCUUUUUUUAUUUGCUAUCAGGUAUUUAAUCUCAAAGUUUUCUUCGAAGCUUCGAUGAAUCAGGUUCUCGUGCCGAUAUCGCUUUACAUCACGGUUGAGCUGAUAAAAGCCGCCCAAAUUUAUUUCAUCAGUGAAGAUAUUGAACUUUACGAUGAGCAAUCGGUAUUUCCCAAAAUAGCUUGAUCGAGUCGAAAAUUAUUUCUUCAGGACCGAACUAUCGAUUGCCAUUCACUGAGCAUUCCAGAAGAGCUCGGCACCGUCACGCAUGUUUUGUCGGAUAAAACGGGCACUCUCACGGAAAAUGUGAUGAUUUUUCGCCAAUGUGCUUUUGAUAGUACUGAUUACGGAGCUGAGGAGGGACUCGUGAGUGGCAGUUUCCGGACUGAGAUGCAUUUCCUUCUAGGAGAUCGAUAAAAACAAGCCAGUCCGCUCUGAAGCCUUGUACAGACGGGUGACCGAGUCGAGCUGGAAUCCCUCGAUGAAGCAUUUUUUCGCCAACAUUCUUCUCAAUAAUUCCGUCGUGGUCAACAAAAUUCCCCAUCAGGAUGCUAUUGAGGUUCCCGGCAGAUUUUCGACAAUAGUACACAUUUCUUUCAGCUUGGCGCCUAUGAAGCAGGCGUUUACUUUCUCGGAAACUCGGCAUUUUACGAUAUAACAGAAGAACGAUACCUGGCGAAGCUGAAAGAAAUCAAACAAGUUCCACAAGAAGAGCGGCCUCAGAAGUGACUUGAAACUUUUGGGAUAUUGAAGAGUACAUCAUGUUUUAGCCUCUGUCUCUUUGAAUCAUUAGAAAACCUAUCGGCGAUACCCGAAGAAGAGCCGACGCCCAUGAGUCCGUCUGUUAUGAGUCGGUCCAUUCUAAAAACAAUUUUCGUUCAUUGAUGGACAUUUGAGGCAUACCUUCCCCCACGUCAACAUCUACACCCCUUUCUCGGACGAUGUCAUCAGUCACAUUCUUGUCGAAGAAGUUCACGACCGCCGUUCGGAGAAGCAUAAUCAGCCCCAUCACGAACUUGUUGGUUCAGUUUUUCUUGAUCUUAUUCGGGUCUUCUGCAUUUUCCAGAAUACCGACUAGAAGCAGAGCAAUCACAUUUCAUGAAAAAGAACAGUGUCCCUACGAAGCCGAGAGUCCCGAUGAACUGGCCCUGAUAGAAGGCGCCGCUCUCUACGAUUACGUGCUGGAAGAGCGCGGUGCCAACUUUGUGACGAUAUCGAAGCCUCGAGUUGGCAGGAAAAAGUGGGUAUAUAGUUUGUUUAGAUCUAUAUUUCCUUCUCUUGAGAUCUCUUUUGACUCGAUUCCUCUUCAAAGUAAUCUUUCCAGAUACGAACUAUUACUUACAUUGCCGUUUGACUCGAUCCGCAAAAGAAUGUCGGUGGUCGUCAAGACGAGGAAAGGUCCUUUGUUGUACUGCAAAGGAGCCGACUCUGCUAUUUUCGAUAGGUUACAAAUCAAAUUGAAUAAAAAGCUACCUUUUCUAAUUCAGCUAUAGAUUUGGUUCCGUUUUUUUAGACUUUCUGACUUCAGCAUAUGAAAAUUUUUUUUUGAGACUUCCUGACUUCAUCUUAUGAAAAAUUUUUUUAGACUCUGACUUCAUCUUAUGAAUUUUUAAAUCGCUUGAGAGAACUUUUUCAGAGAACUCUGAAAAAGUUCGCGGUGCAGGUCAAAAAAAGGCACCUGGACAAAAAAAUAAAAAAAUCACAGAUUGGUACGUCAAAAAGCCUUCAAAAAAUACUCACGAAAAGUUAGGAAAACUCAACGAAAAAUUUUUAUUAUUUUAAGGUUCAAAAGCAAUUUUAUUAUUAUAACCUUUUGAUUAAAAAACGACCCUUCUGAUUCAAAGUCCUACGUAAACCUGUACAACAGUAUUACGAAGUCCAACCUGUCCUGUUAAUUUAUAAAUAUGAAGCCAUUAAAAAUUGAACUAUAGCUCUAAAAAUGUAAAAACUAAUUUUUGACUUAAUUAUAGUUUGUAGUGACCUAUAAUCAAAAUGCUUGAUUGAAAUCAAGUAUUUCAUUACAGUUUAUUUGUAGAAUUAAUCUAGUUUGGAAAGAUUUCAGACUGGAAGAGGGUGACGAGGAAAACUUGGAACGUGUCUCAAACAUCAAGGAAAAACUUCACUCCUAUUCCAAAAAAGGACUAAGAACGCUGUGUUUUGCGAUGCGCUACCUUUCUGUGGACGAGUUCCUGGAUUUCGAGCAAUCCUAUCGAUUCGUCAUGGAAGACGCGUCCCCCGAACGAGAGGAAAUGCUCUCUGAAAAGGCUUCCGAGAUUGAGAAAGACUUGAUUCUCUUGGGCGUCACGGGUAUCGAGGACCGCUUGCAGGUUAAUUACGCUCUUUUUUUUUAAUGUUCUCAUUUUUCGUUUUUAUUUUUUUCAGGAUGGGGUACCGGAAACACUGACUAAACUCAGAGAAGCUGGUAUUCAAAUUUGGGUUCUGACAGGCGAUAAACUGGAAACUGCUCAAAAUAUCGCAACGUCGUGUGGUUUGUUCCAACCGAACAGACCAGUGAGGUUAGUCUUAUGAAACGAACUGAAUCAAAUUGUUUCCAAUCGCAAAGUUAUGUUUUCUCGUUUUAGAGUCAUUGAAAAUGAAGAAGACGUUGAAGCUGCAGCAGAAGCGGAAGGGUGAAAAGAAAUUUUGAAUGAAAUUUCUCAUUUUUUUUUAUUCUAGGUGCAACCUCAUUUUAUCACCAGUAGUCAUUAAAAUGAUCCCGGAAGGAAAAGAAAUAUUGAUCACAACACUGAAGAAGUUUGCGCUCCGGUUUUUCAUAAUUAAUUCAAGUUUCAGGGCAAAAAGCGUUCUCUGCUAUCGUAUGACGCCCUCUGAAAAAGCCACAAUUGUGAAGGCAGUUAAGGAAAAGAUCAAAGUAUGAGAAUUGAAUGUAAAAAUUGCUGAGGAAAAUCCUAAGAAACAAAAAAAAAACGGCUGAACUAAAAAAAAACGGUUUUUGAUCUAUCUUGGAAUAGUACAAGAAAGGAUUUAUUCAACAGGAAAAAUAAAAAGCUUUUCGUUUACCUUUUUCUGCACACUAUUGACAACAGCUACGUUCGGUAGCCUAUUUCGCUGCAGAAAAGAACAUUUUUCUUUCGGAACUUUUCCUAUGUAUUUUUGUGAAAGUAGAAAAACCUUCAAGGAGCGUUUUGAAGGGGAAUGUUCUGGCCAUCGGAGACGGCGCCAAUGACGUCCCAAUGAUCCAGGCAGCUCAUGUCGGAAUUGGACUGGCCGGCAAAGAAGGCCUUCAGGUGCGAUCUAAUUCACAAGGGCGUUUUUCAAAAAGAGUUCAGUAGUGAAGAAAAUCAAGGCUUUUGGCGUCUUUAAGACUCCAAAAAUCCAAUAAAAGGAAAACAAUGAGAAAUUUUUCCUGUUGGAAUCAGGAUACUAUCUCCGCAGUUAUUGGUUUAGUAGCGACGAAUUCUCGAAGCUAGACUAUUUGAACUUCCCUCGUAAGCCUACUGAAACACUUACUUCUCAGGCCGCCAUGGCUUGCGAUUUCGCGAUCGCUCGUUUCCGGUUUCUCACGCGUCUCCUGCUGGUCCACGGUCACUGGUGCUACUACCGACUCUCCCUCAGCUUUCUCUACUUUCUUUACAAAAACACGGUAGUCUUGUGCAAAUUUCCUUCACACUUCCAACUUCAGAACUGUGUCUUCAUCCUCUUUUUCUAUCAAUUUUAUGAUGGAUACUCUGGAACGAAUGUCAUGGACCCACUUUGGGGCUUGUUGUACCCAAUUAUUUUUAGCAGGUUUUGCGUGAUGUAUUCUCUCGAAGUUUUUUAUUUUUACAGUGUUCAACCAAUUCUCGUGGGAGUGUGGGAUCAAGAUCGUUCAGAUUCUACUCUCUCCGAAAAUCCAUCCAUUUACGGAGCGGACAGAGUUUUUCUACUAUCAAAAGGUCUUCACGCUUUUCGAUUUUCAGGGGCAGCUUUACACGACCAAACUGUUUUUUUUCGCUGUUUUGGACGGGAUUUACCAAGCUGCAGUCAUUUACUACGUUGCUCAUAUGGUUAGUUCAAAUUAACUUACAAAGAAAGCACAUAUUCAAGAAUCUGAUUCACCUGGAUCACAGCAAUAGGAUAAAUGUGUAAUUCGGUUCAAAAAACCGGUGGAAAAUAACUUUUUGGGCUGCCAUCCUUUUUUCCAGAGCAUCUAGCAAUGGAUAAUCUUAUAGUCCUGCUCCGAUUUUGAAUGUCAAUCACAAUGACGUCUUUCUUAAACACUCUGUGGACGAAUCGUUCUCUAAUUUGGUUCGCGCCAUUAAGGGCGGAGCUUGAGCUAUGGAUUGACAUUAAAAAAUUUGAACAGAAAGUGGUGUGAAGUUUUUGAUCCUUUUUUUUCACCAAAAAACGUCUUGAAGAUCUGCAUAAAAACUUUUUCAAAUAAGGGAGGCUAAAAAAAGGUUACUAUUUGGAGAAAAAAGCUCCUAUAGGGGUUAUAAAGUGCUUCCUAGAGAGGAAAGUUCAAGGACCCCUUAGGAUGCUCCUAUAGGCAGCCCUCCGAAGCUCCUAAAUUGUAUCAAUCAUUGCAGACGGUUGCCAACACAGAUGCGAGCGUUUGGGAAAUCGGUUUCUACAUUGACAAUUCUAUGAUGAUUGUCAAUUGCUUCCAUCUCGCACUGGUCGUCCGUUAUUGGGUUGUUCAUUUUUUUUCUGAACUUUAUAUGAAUUUUGUAUUUUAGAAUUGGCCUCUUGUUGUUAUCUUUAUUUUUUUCAUUUUUUUCAACUUUGGAUUCUUCUUCGCUUACAGUGCCAUUCUUCUACCUGGUGAGAGCCGAAAAUCUGAAUUUUCAAAAAAAAAAAGUGGAUCUCAGGAACUGUGCCAGACACGCCUACGGGUAUUCCAGGCAAACUUAUGUGCACAGCUUCGUUUUGGCUCGCAGAAGUUAUCACAGUUAUUUUCGCUCUUUUCCCCAGGUAUUUUCCAAAAAAUUUUAGCAGUCUUCUUUAUUAUUUUUAUGCGUGUUUUUAUUAGAACUACUUAGGCCGCAGAAAAAAAAAAUCCCGCCUUAUAUUUUCUCGAAAAUUAAUAAGACUUAUAGGGGUGAAAGCCUUGUGAAUGGGAAAAAUUCCAAAUUCAUAACUUCAUCUCGGAAAUGGGAUGUUUUUGAACAUUCCUAGAGACCACUUAGCAGUGCUGCCGCUACUAGAGUGGUCACUACACUAAGAAUAACUGCCGAGAACGCGAGACGCUGGCGGUACAUUGACGAGCUCGCAAAAAUAUCGCUUUUUUUUCUCGCCCCGGUCUCGCACUUUUCCAGGCGCGAGCUCGCAUUUCUCUUGAAAGUUUUCUGAAGUGCAAGAUAAAUGCGAGGUCGCGCCUAGAAAAAAGCGACAUGUUUGCGAGUUCGUCAAUGUACCGCCACCGACCUCGCGUUUAUCUCGUCAGUUAUUCUUAGUGUAGGAACGCCACGACACGUCCGAUUCGCGUCCGUUCCGCGUAACCAAUGUCUGAGAUCUAAGAAAGCCAUUCUUAAACAUUUGCUUUUUGUCCAUAAGACAUAAGUUCAGUAUUCUUUCGGCUCAUUAGUAAUAAAACUUGAGCAGAAAUUUUUGAUUUUUUUUCGUAACUUGUCUUGAGCUCUUUCUCAAGAUUUCUGAACCUUCUCAGACCAGGUGAAAGGAAUAUUUUUAGAUUCGCAAUACUCUCCAUUGCCAACUUCCGACGAUCUCAUUCUAAACCACGGGUGAACAAUUUUUAA
Messenger RNA from Caenorhabditis auriculariae, 9191 nucleotides. Lineage: Eukaryota; Metazoa; Nematoda; Chromadorea; Rhabditida; Rhabditidae. The record is from the annotation of a GenBank genome assembly.